Messenger RNA from Sorex araneus (European shrew), 789 nucleotides. It is a transcript of the gene PTGES, whose product is annotated as prostaglandin E synthase. Gene Ontology annotation, biological process: prostaglandin biosynthetic process. Gene Ontology annotation, molecular function: prostaglandin-E synthase activity. Bases 75 to 515 code for a protein of 146 amino acids. NCBI's taxonomy places the organism in Eukaryota, Metazoa, Chordata, Mammalia, Eulipotyphla, Soricidae. The record is from RefSeq and is a predicted model, not a curated record. Gene Ontology annotation, cellular component: membrane. The transcript is spliced from 3 exons.
CCGCCGCCCGGCACUCGCGCGCGCCCCGCCGCUCCUGCGCCCCCGCCGCGCCCCGCGCCCCGCCGACCCCGGCCAUGGAGCCCAGCCCGGCGCUGGCCGCCUUCCUGCUGUGCAGCGCGCUGCUGCUGCUGAAGAUGUUCGCGGUGGCCGUCAUCACGGGCCAAGUGCGGCUGCGGAAGAAGGCUUUCGCCAACCCUGAGGACGCGCUGAGGCACGGGGGUCCCCAGUACUGCAGGAGCGACCCGGACGUGGAGCGCUGCCUCCGGGCCCACCGGAACGACAUGGAGACCAUCUACCCGUUCCUCUUCCUGGGCCUCGCCUACUCCUUCCUGGGCCCGGACCCGGUGGUGGCGCGGCUGCACUUCCUCGUCUUCUUCCUGGGCCGCCUGGCGCACACGGUGGCCUACCUGGGCAAGCUGCGCGCGCCCACCCGCUCGCUGGCCUACGUGCUGGCCCAGCUGCCCUGCGCCUCCAUGGCCCUGCAGGUGGCCUGGGAAGCCGCCCGCCACCUCUGACGGCCCGGGGUGACGUGCGCCUGCGCGCCCGCGCCGAGCCCCGGCUGCAGCGCCCGCCCGGGACCCCCGGGAAGCCGACCCACCACGGAGACCGCGGAGCGGGACCCCCUCGGGGGCGCCGGCGCGGGGAGGGACCCCGCGCGGGCCCAGUGCAGACGCGCCCGCUGGAUCCCGGGGCCGUUGUCGGGCGUCCCGCAGGGCCCGCUAGACCCGCCCGGUGGUUCUGGGUGGGUUGGGGGGGGGAGGGGGGAGGAUGAGUGGAGGGUGUGGACCC